Messenger RNA from Panonychus citri (citrus red mite), 2039 nucleotides. It is a transcript of the gene mus81, whose product is annotated as crossover junction endonuclease MUS81-like. Gene Ontology annotation, cellular component: nucleus; Holliday junction resolvase complex. Gene Ontology annotation, molecular function: DNA binding; crossover junction DNA endonuclease activity; 3'-flap endonuclease activity. Gene Ontology annotation, biological process: DNA catabolic process; resolution of meiotic recombination intermediates; double-strand break repair via break-induced replication. Lineage: Eukaryota; Metazoa; Arthropoda; Arachnida; Trombidiformes; Tetranychidae. The record is from RefSeq and is a predicted model, not a curated record.
AUCAAUUGAAGAAAAUGAUUUUCAUUUGGUUUUGUUUUUGAUUCUUUUUAAAAGUAACAAUUUAUUUUUCUAAUUAUUUUGAUUUAAUUUUUUUUAAUUUCUUUUUAUUAUCUCAUCUAAAUUGUGAAUUUAAUCUCCAUCCUUAGUUUUUCCACUUUUAAUUAGAAAUCUAAUCAUGACUGAACCUGAGCCAAUCAAUAAACUACUAUUAACUUGGCUAAUGAGUUGGAAAAAUGAUUGUGCACGAAUAGGAUCAAAGAUGGAAUAUGUUUACCUGCGAGCGAUAAAAUCAAUACAAAGCCAUAAAGAAAAUGUUUACAGUGGUUCUGAUUGUAGAAAAUUGAAAUUUUUCGGUGAUAAAAUUUGUGCUCGAAUUGAUAAAAAGAUUGCUGAACAUUUCAAUCUACCAAUUGCAUCAAGUGAUUCCACUCAAACAUCCGCUCCCUCAUCUCAAAAUCUCCCCAUGAGUCAAUUGAUUAUUGAGGAACAAGGAAGUUCAAUUGGAUCGUCACAAUCAAGUCAAAUUGUUUCUGAUCAAAGUUCACCAACAAAGCAAAAGAAAACAAGAAAAAAAACCGAACGGAAAUAUGUACCUAGAUAUCGAUCAGGUGGUUAUGCGAUCCUAAUGGCCCUUUAUCGAGCUGAAGCCGAACACGAUUUAGAUAUGCUACCAAAAGCUGAGAUUCUUCAACGAGCUCAACCCUAUUCAGAUGAACCCAUGGUCAAUCCCAAUGGAAUCGGCUACUCAUCGUGGUCAUCAAUGAAUACCCUCAUUAAACAUGGUUAUGUUGAGGUUAGAAAACACCGAUAUUCAACUUAUCGUCUAACGGAUCCAGGCCGUGAGAUCGCUAGCAGACUGAUCUCUACGGAAGAGGAAAUGAAUGAAAAUUUUGUUCCCGUUAAUGGACGGAUUGUCCUCGAACCGGGAACCUUUGACAUUAUUUUGAUGAUCGAUUCAAGGGAACAAUAUUCUGGCGGAGGAUCUGAUCAGAGAAAAACUGGAAUCAUAACUGAAUUUAUGAAUCGCGAAGUUAAAUGUCAAAUGAUUAAACUGCCGGUCGGGGAUUUCGCUUGGAUUGCCCGUGAAAGAAUUGACAAUGAUUUAAGAUCAGCUGGAACUCAGUCUUAUCGCAAAGAGUUACUUUUAGAUUAUGUUAUUGAACGUAAACGUUAUGAUGAUUUAGCGGCUUCUAUCAAGACGGGAAGACUUGGCGAGCAAAAGUAUCGCCUUUAUUGUGGUGUUAGAAGGCCGAUGUACCUGAUCGAGGAUUUCGGUUACCAUCGGAAACACGAAAGUCUCUAUCAAGCAAUGUACCAAACGAUGAUGAACACCAUGGUGAUCGACGAUGUCCUCGUGAAGCAAACUCGAAGUUACAAUGAAACGAUCGACUAUCUCACCAUGAUGACCAAAUAUUUGACCUCAAUGUUCAGUUGUCGUCAACUUUAUUCUUGUACCAAAGAUGAGCUUAUCUCGGGUAAAAUGAGCUCAGAUCAUUUUAUGACCUUAAACGAGUUCAAUCUAUGCGCUGAAAAGAUAACUAAUUUCACUUGUCACGAAAUGUUCAUAAAACAUUUGCUCAAAUUCAAAGGAGUUUCCGUUCCAAAGGCAAAGGCCAUUGUCGCUUAUUAUCAAACGGUCUCCGCUCUGCUAGAAGCAUAUGAAUUAUGUGAGAAUGAGAAAGAGCGACAACUCUUAUUAUCCGAAAUUACCUACGGUAAUUUUGAAAGGAAAUUAGGACCAAAUUUAAGUCGAAAAGUUUAUCGAUACUACAACACCAAACACUUAGACCCAACAUCCAAACCGAGUUCGUCAUCGACACAACCAACUCAGGAGUCGAACACUAAUUAUUUCAAUCUCUCUGAUUCGUCAUGAAAUCCAAUCCAAAUCUCUCUCUCUCUCUCUCUCUCUCUUGAUUGUUUUCCUUUUCUAAAUUGACCUUUGCAUGGAAUUGAAACUUGAACAAUUUAAGUUUUAUCGAUUUAUUUAAACGAUUGUAAUUUUACAUGUAAAUUGAUUAAAAAUAUAAUUGAUUGUAUAA